AUGAGCUUUUUGAAUAAGUGGAAGCCAGGAGUGGCCGGCUCUUUGGCCAACGGAAGCAAAGAUGUGCAAAAGAAGAAAGAGGAGCCAGCGCCGGAACCGACACCUUUGGAGAAGAUGCUCGAAUAUGCAGGUCCGCUGAGGACAGACGGAAGUGACAAGUAUUUUGGGCUGGAAAACUUUGGAAAUACGUGUUAUUGCAACUCGAUAGUCCAAGCCCUCUAUUAUACCACGCCCUUCCGAGAACACGUCCUGUCAUACCCCCCGCUCACACCUUCCGACACACCCGGCGACGGAUACAAGCCAAAGGUCAAUAUCGUAGUGCGGACGCUUGCUGAGAAUGUCGGCGCGACGGGACCAAACGGCCAAAAGCCUCUGACGACGGCAGAAGCUUUGGCAAAGAGGAAACAAAUCAAUUCGGGACAGGCCCCUCCACCGCAAGGCGUCAGGCCAGAGGACAAGCCAGACACUCCGGAAUACAAGAAGAAACAGGCAAUGCUCAAGGGCCCGAUAUUAGAGUUAUCCCAAGACAACCCAGGUGCUUACGGCAUGGAUGAAUGCUCUUUUACGGGCUUGCGCGACAUUUUCAUGACUUUGGUUGAAACCAACAGCAGGACGGGCGUCCUCAGCCCUCAGCGCUUUCUCGAGAUUUUCAAACGCGACAACGAGAUGUUCCGCAACUCGAUGCAUCAGGAUGCCCAUGAGUUUUAUGGAUUGGUCAUCAACGACGUCAUUGCCAACGUCGAGGCCAAUGCGCGCAAGAUGUACGAGCUGGAGGCGAUGCGCGCACAAGAUGGUUUAGUGAAGUCGGUUGAGUCGGCAUUGGGAGCGUCUGUCGCGCGCGCAUCGAACGGUGUCAACUCGCCAGGUACCGGUUGGGUUCACGACAUAUUCGAGGGCGUACUAACAUCCGAGACAAAAUGCCUGACAUGUGAGACGACAUCACAACGAGAUGAGACUUUCCUGGAUCUGUCAAUCGAUUUGGAGGAGCAUUCCUCGGUAACGUCAUGCUUGCAGAAGUUUUCGGCAGAAGAAAUGCUUUGCGAGAGAAACAAGUUUCACUGCGACCAUUGCGGCGGCUUGCAAGAGGCAGAGAAGCGGAUGAAGAUCAAGAGGUUACCGAAAGUGUUAGCGCUGCACUUGAAACGCUUCAAAUACACCGAGGAUUACAGUCGCCUGCAGAAGUUGUUCCAUCGCAUCGUGUAUCCGUACCACCUGCGCAUGUUCAACACAACCGACGAUGCAGAGGACCCCGACAGACUGUACGAACUGUACGCGGUAAUCAUCCACAUUGGUGGUAACGCCUACCAUGGCCAUUAUGUAUCCGUCAUCAAGACAGAAGACAGGGGCUGGUUGUUAUUUGAUGAUGAGAUGGUUGAGCCCGUCGACAAACAUUACGUGCGGAACUUCUUUGGCGACAAACCUGGCAUGGCGUGCGCAUACGUUCUUUUUUACCGGGAAACCACGUUCGAAAAGGUGCGGGCCGAGCAAGAGGCUGAAGGUCUAGAAGAGGUCCGGAUAGCUAGCGAAAAGGCCAAUAUCGCCUCGGAGGAGAACGGCAAGCCGAACGGUCACAUCCAAGCAAGCCUGUCAAAGCUAAACACCCAGCCCAUCUCACCAACGGAGGAGCAUGCUCUCGCAAACCUGGACCAUGCAGCGACUGCUCCUGAGGUGCCCACGAGCCCACAACAGGAAGUGCCAAUAACCCAUUACGACACGGCUGUCCCCCGUGCCUCUGCCGGCUUUCCCCGACCUGAUACCAAGGUGGAUAAAAAAGCUGAGAAGAAGGAAGCCAAGGCCGCCGAAAAGGCACGCAAGGCAGCAGAAAAAGAAGAAAUUAAAACCAAGGAGAAACAACGUAAAGAGAAAGAGACGCAGCUCAGAGAGGCUCGCAAGAACGAAGCUGACGAGUUGAAGAAAGCGUUGGAGGAAAGCAAGAAGAUGACCGACUCGGAACCCGCUGCAGCUGGUAGUUUGAGCAGAUCCCAUAGGGGCAGCAAGUCCAUGUCAAGAAGGAGCUUUGCCUUCCUGGGUAAGGACAAGGCCAGGCGUGACAGCGUGGAUGUGCCAGUACCCAGCACUCCUACUCAAGCGACAAACGGCGAGUUUGGCAACGGGUCAAACGGACAGCCGAGCACACCAUCCAAGGUCAAGGAACGGUUCAGCUUUAGCCUUGGGCGAAAGAAGAGCACAAUCUUGUCAUGA
Molecule: messenger RNA, 2202 nt
Organism: Truncatella angustata
Lineage: Eukaryota; Fungi; Ascomycota; Sordariomycetes; Amphisphaeriales; Sporocadaceae
Exons: 4
Coding region: 1-2202 (733 amino acids)
Biological process (GO): protein deubiquitination
Cellular component (GO): cytosol; nucleus
Molecular function (GO): cysteine-type deubiquitinase activity; cysteine-type endopeptidase activity
Source: RefSeq, a predicted model, not a curated record